Prorocentrum cordatum is the source of this 744-nucleotide messenger RNA. The record is from the annotation of a GenBank genome assembly. Lineage: Eukaryota; Dinophyceae; Prorocentrales; Prorocentraceae.
AUGCCGACCCCAGCCAGGGGGCGCGAAGCGUUAUUUCAGUACGUACAGAUUGCCCUCGUGGCGGCCGCAGCCACGCAGCUGCACCUGAGCGGCUCAAUUAUAAGCACCCUCCCUCCACUCCCUGCCGACGUCAUCCAUGCCGGGCAGUUCGAGACCCUGGGCGACGGCGACGGCGAGGGCGGUGGACCCGCUCGCUCCAUCGAGGGCUGGGUGAUUAUCGUAUCUGGUGUCCACGAGGAGGCCCAGGAGGACGACGUCUUCGAGGCGUUUGCCGAGCACGGGGACAUCAAGAACCUGCACCUCAACCUCGACCGGCGCACGGGCUUCGUGAAGGGCUACGCCUUCAUCGAGUACGAGACCAAGCAGGAGGCCGAGGCUGCGAUCAAGGGCAUGGACAGCCAGGUGCUCCUGGAGCAGAAGCUGUCCGUGCAGUGGGCCUUUGCGAAGCCCGGGGGGCGCAGGCGCCGGAAGUGAUCAGCCUAAGCCGCGAAGAAUCGCAAAUGAUUCCCUUUAGGUGUUCGUACCUCUUCUCUCCUACUAUCUAUCGUCGUCUUUUGAUGUCAGUUCUUGUCUCCGCCACCUAAAGAAAGCGCGCCUCUUCGCGCUGAUCCUUUUCCCAGAGGGAUGGCAGUACAGAAAAAUUCCUUUGAAUGCACGGCAAUGUCACUUGCCGAGCUCGGCGCACUUGCUUGAUGGGACUCUUCGGAGUUAUGAACGCAGCAUUACGAUUCGGAGCGGCGAAAA